CCCCAUUGGACCAUUCAAAACGGCAAGCGGCACGCCGCUGUUUUCAACGUUAUUGUUUGUUGUAAUUGUGAGAUGUUUAUUUUGUGUACAUAAAAUUUUUCAUUCUUAAGUUUGAACCUGCAUAACCUCAAAAAGUGACGUUUUAAAAUUAUUGAAGAUUAUAUUUAUUUCGGUACUUAAUAUACCUAAUCGUAUUUUUAUUGAAUGAGUAUUGUUUUGGAGAAAUGAAAGAUUUGACCCAAUUCGUGAAUUGUAAAAUCCUAAGGGAUCACAAGAUAAUCCGUGAAGAUUUGUGGGUAAGAAAUGGCCAGGUGGUUGACCCAGAAAAGGUGUUUUUUGACGAAAAAAUAAAAGCAAAUAUUAUCGUUGACUGCCAGGAUCAUCUUAUAGCACCUGGAUUCAUAGAAGUGCAAAUAAACGGUGGUAUGGGUUUUGAUUUCUCCUACCAUGAUAACACUGAAGAAGGAAUUGAUGCAGUAGCAAAAUCCCUACUAAGUCAUGGGGUUACGUCCUUUUGUCCCACAGUUGUUACGUCACCUAAAGAAAUUUACCACCAAAUACUGCCAAAAAUAAAACGUAGAAAAGGUGACAGGAACGGAGCUACAAUACUGGGAGUCCAUGCCGAGGGACCGUUCAUAAACAAGGACAAAAAGGGGGCUCACCCUGAAAAUUGUAUUCUUGAGCAUGACGGGUCCCUGUCAACCUUGGAGAAAACGUAUGGAAGCAUGCAAAAUAUAAAGAUAAUAACUCUGGCCCCAGAAUUUCCGGAUUCAUGCAAACUUAUAAAACAAUUAACAAAUAAUGACAUAGUUGUAUCACUAGGACAUUCAACAGCAGAUCUAGCUCAAGGGGAAGAUGCUGUGAAUUGUGGAGCUACAUUUAUAACCCAUUUGUUCAACGCCAUGUUGCCUUUUCAUCAUCGGGACCCUGGUUUGGUUGGACUGUUGACUUCAAAGAACAUUCCAAAAGAUAAGAUCGUCCAUUUUGGAAUCAUAGCCGAUGGAAUACAUACACAUCCUGCUGCCUUGAGGAUUGCUUAUAAAGUUCAUCCAGAAGGUUUGGUUUUGGUAACAGAUGCAAUAUCAGCAUUGGGACUACACGAGGGAAAAUACAAAAUAGGACAACUGGACAUAGAUAUAAGGGAUGGCAAAGCAUAUGUAGCUGGAACAAAUACACUUUGUGGUAGUAUAGCCACCAUGAUAGAGUGUGUCAAGUUUUUCAUGGAAGCAACAGCUUGUGGUCCUGAAUUUGCAAUAGAUGCUGCUAGUUUCCAUCCAGCUAAAUUGCUUGGUAUUGAAAAUACUAAAGGUACUCUAAGUUUUGGGGCAGAUGCAGAUUUCAUUUUAUUGAAUGAUAAUUUUGAGAUUGAUUCAACGUGGAUUGCUGGGCAGAAAGUUUGGAUGAAUCAAGAUAUUAAUCAUUGAAAUAACUAAAUUAACUUAUAUUUUUGAAAAUUAACAAGAAAACCAUUCAGUGUUAUUAGUUUUAUACAUUUUAUAUUGUUAAAAAAUGAAUAUUUUUGAAACUUUUCAAAUAAAUUAAUUCCUGUUAGAAAAAUCACCGACUUCUUGUUACAUUUUAUAUUGUCAAAAUAAAGAGUAUUUUUUAAAACAGUAGUUCUCUGAAAUAAAUUAGUUUGAUUUAAUGACUAUAGGCAAUAAUAAUUAUAAUAUUAAAACAUUAUUGUUAGUGCCAAACAAAAUAAUUUCUAUGACCAGUUUACCAAUUUUCACGUUUUGGCCAAUUGACUGUUGAAUUACCAAUUAUUAUAAUUAUUUUUCGGCGUUCUCCUAAACUGCAUUGAACCUGAAAAACAAUUUAUUUCAAAUCAUAAAUAAUAUCAACUAGUGAAAAAACUCUAUAUACCUGAAUAGGACCUGCUAUUCUGUUCAUAUUUUCUGUUUUGUUCUCCUUGAUGUUCCUUGCUAAUAUUACUAUGUUUCGUUGGUAAACAAUCAUCAGUAAGGAUUUCUUCAAUAUUACCAUAACCUCUGAAUUUUACCGCCACGGUUUUAUCAGUAAUAGCCAUUAUAGUUGCUUCAUAA
Messenger RNA from Phaedon cochleariae (mustard beetle), 2045 nucleotides. Lineage: Eukaryota; Metazoa; Arthropoda; Insecta; Coleoptera; Chrysomelidae. The record is from the annotation of a GenBank genome assembly.